AUGGCUCUGAGAGCGCGACAGGAGCAGCAGCUCCAUCUGGCCAUUGCUCUCUAUCUCGAGUCGAAAUUUCCAGAGGCUUACAGAGUGUUUGAAAGGGAAGCACAUGUAGACUUUUCUGCUGCGACAGCCUUAACUCACGGGAGUGAGAAGUUUGACAGUGAAACAUUACCAAAGCGAUGGGGUGCUACGGCCCGCCUUCAAGCUCGUGUGACUGUGCUUCAAAAUCAGCUCCAGCAGCAGGGACAACAACUAAAACUGUUCACAUCCACAGCGUGCAAUUCAGGGAACAAGAAAGCAGCAGGGCUUCCAAGCUUCAAACCAUCCUACGUGAUAUCUGCUCAGAGGCAGCCCGUGACAUGCUGUGUUUUCCACCCUCUUUUACCCCAGCUCUUGAUCGGAGCAGACGAUGGCAACGUUCGUGUCACAUCAGUGGAAGGAAGCGGCCCUGGUGCGAUCACGCGGAUUUUUAGGGCACACCAUGCAUCAGUUACGGGUUUAGCAUUUGAUCCUUCAGGCCGCUGGUUAGCUACGUGCUCCAGUGACAUGACGCUUCGACUAUUCGACGUCCAGACUUCGUAUACACUGAAGGAAACAUUGAGAGGCCAUGAUGAUUCUGUUUCGGCCAUUGCAUUUCUUACUUUGAGGGAUAACAAAGGAAGAAAUGAUGUCGCUCCUAUGCGCCUGCGUGGACUGAGCAACGGAGGUGUUGCAGACGGGGACCCGCACGGAAAUGACUCUGGUAGCAGCACCUGCAUCAUUUCUUGCUCACGAGAUGGCUCACUGAAGCUGUGGGAUGCAGAAACGGGCCUCUGUCUUCGGACAUUUACCCCCGUAGAUACAGCAGGGGCCUGGGGGGUCGGUGGAACUGCAGGGAGUGGUGGCUCGUGGGUCCGCUGCCUUUGCGUGCCUGAGGCAAAGCUGCGUCCUGCCCCUUUUUUCGCAUCUGGUGGAAACGAUCAAAGGGUGGUUAUUUGGAGGCCAGACUUCACAUCAGCCGUCCGAGAACUUGUCGGCCACCAGCACGUCAUUGAAUCGGUUACCUUCGCGACAGAGGCAAUGCUACGCCACAUGCAUGCUCACAGGAUGGCGCCACCACCCUUACCGUCCUCCAUGCUGGACACAAAGGCACUUUUGGAGGCAGAAGGAGAGGGAAAGACAACUCACGCUCUGCGGAUAGCGGGCUUGGUACUUAUUUCCGCUAGCCGCGAUAAAACCAUUAAAAUGUGGGAUGUCAUCGGAGGCACUUGCAUUCAGACGCUCGUAGGUCACGAUAACUGGGUCCGGCAGGUUGUCGUACAUCCUACUGGGGAGCACAUUAUUUCUUGCAGUGACGACAGAAGCAUAAGGACAUGGAACGUUCUAACAGGCGAUUGCGAGCGGACGAUUGAAGGCGCGCACUCGCAAUUUGUGACUUGCCUCGAUUACGACUUGAAAACUGACAUCUUGGCCAGUGCUUCUCUUGAUGCAACUGUCAAGCUUUGGCCCUGCCGGGUAGAUGACGCAAAGGAUCCUCCUGCAGGGGACGAAUCAACGUCCCACUCCUAG
Eimeria necatrix is the source of this 1545-nucleotide messenger RNA. Its product is annotated as WD-40 repeat protein, putative. The transcript is spliced from 10 exons. Gene Ontology annotation, molecular function: protein binding. Bases 1 to 1545 code for a protein of 514 amino acids. Lineage: Eukaryota; Apicomplexa; Conoidasida; Eucoccidiorida; Eimeriidae. The record is from RefSeq and is a predicted model, not a curated record.